AUGGCUUCCGUGCUUGACCUCCUGCACAUGGCUAUCGCUCAGCACAACCUCUGUCGAUCCACCAGCUCUCUAAUCGCCUACCUGACUUUUCUCAACAAGCUCAACAUCAACGAGCAUGGUGCUCUGAAGUGCCGAUUCCAAACUUGCAACGCAGCCGUCGUUCACAGUGAGAAGACCUGGAUCACCGCAAUUUCGGAAGGCUGUCUCCUGGCUGAUCAAGCAUCUCGCAUGGGCUGGACGGAAUAUCAGCCAUAUAUGGGAUGGUUGGGUUGCUAUGGUGAGUGCCAGAAGCAUGCAUCUGAGUAUAGUGCUCAGGCUGGAUGA
This is a messenger RNA of Ramularia collo-cygni, 324 nucleotides long. RefSeq lists its product as uncharacterized. The transcript is spliced from 2 exons. The record is from RefSeq and is a predicted model, not a curated record. Bases 1 to 324 code for a protein of 107 amino acids. NCBI's taxonomy places the organism in Eukaryota, Fungi, Ascomycota, Dothideomycetes, Mycosphaerellales, Mycosphaerellaceae.